UCGGAGGGGUCUUCCUCGGAUCCACCCCUGAGGCCAGUUUACGUGUUUUAGUUGUGCAGGAAACCUUCGGCCUAGCAUCAAUUGGACCGGACCAGUUUUCAGCCACUUCAACGGGCCUUCGGCAAGGCCCCAUUGUUUUCAUCCGAAACAACUACCAUUGUCAAUACACUUUCACUAAAUAAUAAUUUUGUAGAUGCAAUGACUCAAUGAGCACCAUGAUGUGUUUGUUGAUUUGUCUUUAACUCGUUUUAAAAUGGCUUAUAGAAUCAGUUUAUUAUUAAUGAAUGUCAAUUACCGAAUAUAUUAUAGUUUGGAAAAAUUUUAUAGGGCGACAAUUGUCAUAUACACGUACGUAUGUGAUAGAAUUAGCUUAAUAAUUAGCUUAAUGGCAUCAAUUUAAACUUGCUAAAAAAGCAAAGUUUGUAGAGCCAAAGCAAAAGAGAGAUUCCGGAGAAGAAAAGGGGUGGGAAGAUGUGAUGUUGAGCUCAAGAAUAAGAAGCACCAAAUUAAAGGCACUUUUUUCUUGUUCCUUUUCACCUCCUUGUCUCUUGCCAAUCACCAUUGUGUUUCUUGACAUACCAUGCUACGUUAAAGCAUUAUUCUUUUAUCCGAGGUAAUCCUAAUUUAAAGGUGCUAGCUUUUUAUAAAAUAGUUUUUAAUAAUUGGAAAUCUUAAUUAGUAUUUGCAUUAAAUUGAUAAAAAUAUCUCUGAAUUAAAACUCACUAUUAACAUAUUUAACUUCAGUUUAAUGGGAAGAUUUAUACUUAAUUUACCAAUCACCUAUAUAACAUAUUACAAAUGGAUUAUACUCUAGUAAUACCAACUAUAAUUUGAGCGAAAAAAAAAAAAAUAAUUAAUUUGAGCACAAAGUCAUAUGUGUUUUGUUUUAUAUAAGUGUACAAAUACAUAAAGUUCAAUAAUAACAAGUGAAUUGAGGAAAAUUGGAAUAAAUUAAAAAGGAAAACAAAGCAUACCAAAUCAAACUACAAAUAAAAAAAAAAUUCUAAUUAAUAAAUCUUAAGCUUAACCAAAUUAAACUGGAAUCGGAAACGAAAUCGUUCUAGUACAUUUUAAAUAAGCCCGUAAGAAUAUAGGGUAUUGGGCUUAGCACUAUUUUUAUGAUGGGCUGGUGUACUAUAGGUCUGUGGCACAUAUAUGAUAUAUAUAUUUUUUGAAUUGUUAAUAAUAUUCAGGCCUCACAUUGGUAUUCUCUCUUUUUUUUUUUUUUUUUUUUUUUGUCCUUAAAUUGUUAGUCUUUUAUUCCUUCAAAAUAAUUGUUAGUCUUUUAAAUGAUACAAGUUGAUAGGACACUUUUACACACAACCCUUCCUAAUCAGAGCCUAACCGAAUUCAACCCAAUUAUUCAAACUAACAUCAUCACGCACAACCCUAAUUUACACCUUAACACAGCUAUUCGCACAUGUCAUUCCACGGACGUGACUCGUGCGUAUCCACUAUGUAUUAAUCACAUAAACUAGAUUUUCUAAUUUAAAUUAAUUACUCAUUUUAUAGCUUUCACAUAGUAAUAUGAAAACUACCGUGUCCAAGAUAAUACUACCUCCAUUAAUUUUUAAUUGCAACAAAGAAAUAUUUCAAACGAUUACUUCAAAAAAAAAUACCCUUUGUUGCAGCUAAAAUUUAACGGAAAUAGUAUAUCAAUUAUUCCGAAACACAGUGGACUCGGGGAGUAUCCAAAUUUGGCACACAAGUGACUCAACACAACCCACUAGCUAACAAGUAAGGCCCAUUUUUGAAUUUUUUUAAACUUUUUUCAAAAAAAAAAAAAAAAAAAAAAAAACAAAACGAAAACAAAAAAACGUUGACGGAGUACAACACUACAAGUCUACAACCGACUAGUAGGCGGGGAGAAUGAAAGCAAGCAAACUAUCACAAACAAAAUCUCUGAAAUUGAGUAACUUCCCAAAAAUAGACAUGUCUUGUACAAACUUAUUAGACUUACUUGUUGGAUGUCUUUCGCACAUAUUAUCGUUGACUUCGCCGAGGGAUGUCGCCCGAUCAUCAGCCGUUUCGACGGAGUUUUUAUUGGCGUCGAAAUCCGAUGCCAUUUGGAACAAAUUUCUGCCGUCCGAUUAUCAUUACUUCUUAUCUCAAUCGUCAAUUCCAAUUGAUCAACAGCAAUUUGCUUCUAAAAAAGAUCUCUUUUUCUCUCUUUGUCAAUCUCCUAUACUCUUCAACAAUAAAACUCAGAGUUUUGCCUUGGACAAAAGUAGUGGGAAAAAAUGCUACAUGCUUGGUGCUAGAAUGCUGAUGAUCUCGUGGGGAGACACCCCUGCAUACUGGAGUUGGAGAUUCAUCCCUGAAUCGAGGUUUCCAGAGACUGCUCAGCUGAAUUCUGUAUGUUGGCUUGAUAUUAAAGGGCGAAUACCAAUCAAAUUCCUCUCCUCAGAUACAACUUAUGGCGUGUAUUUUGUGUUCCAGAAGGUUGUGCAUUCUUUCGCCGGGUUUUAUGGACCAGUUAAGGCAUCUGUACUAGAAUUUGAUCAAGAAGAACAAUCCAAAAGUAAUGAAGAUCAUAGUGUAGUUGCUAAUGACUACUAUCUUGGGGAACAAGAGUUUGAUGAACCUACAUGUUGGUUGGAUGGCGAUGAAUUGCCAGUGGAAAGAGGUGACGGAUGGAUGGAGAUAGAGAUGGGGAGGUAUGAUGUUGGUUCCGGUGUUGAGGCGUUUGACGAAAGGGUGGUGUUGGAGAUGGCACUCAUGGAGGUUGAAGACCUUAGAUGGAAGAGUGGUGUUCUUGUUCAAGGCAUUGAACUUCGUCCUUUGGAUUGAUUUUUAAAGGAAAGGAUGGUUUUUUUUUUUUUUUUUUUUUUUUUUUUUUUUUUUUUUUUUUUUUUUUUUUUAUUGUAAUGCAUUAUUUAAUUUAAUCAACACUAAAUGUGCAAUUUCAAUUCUACGUUUUUUACUUAAUGGAUGUGAUGAUUUAUGAUCAUCUUCAGUUUGUACAGCAGCUUGGAACAAGAAUUGUUUUUAGUGUUUUGGAUGGUAAUUCUUGCGAUAAUACUUACAUUAUUAAAGUAAUUUUAAAUGAUUUUUUGAUAUUAAUAUGGAAAAAUUAGACAUAAUAAUCCCAACUUUCAUCGAUUUUGUUCAAAUAAUCCCAACUUUGGAUUAUUCCAGAAUAAUCCGAACUUUGGGGGUUCCUCUUUUUCUUCAAUCCCAAACCGGUCAACGAAAGUCAAUGACCUAUUAUUUCAGGUCACUUGACACAUGUCAAGUCUUGAUUGGUCAAAAACUUUAAAAAAUAAAUAAAAAAAAACAAAUACAAAAAAAAAAAAAAAAAAAAAA
Molecule: messenger RNA, 3306 nt
Organism: Chenopodium quinoa (quinoa)
Lineage: Eukaryota; Viridiplantae; Streptophyta; Magnoliopsida; Caryophyllales; Amaranthaceae
Product: putative F-box protein PP2-B12
Exons: 3
Coding region: 1870-2790 (306 amino acids)
Molecular function (GO): protein binding
Source: RefSeq, a predicted model, not a curated record